AGUCCACAACAUGGCGGACAGGAAUUAUAAACAAUAAUCAAUCUGAGAACAAUAAGCCCUUUAAGCGGUGUUUUCUUUAAUCGAGAUGAAUGAAAUUUUCGUUGUUAUGAGGAAACUAGUAUAAAUUUGUUUUUACUUGAAGUGUUUAGAGUGUUGGAAGGGAAAUGCUUACAUAUUUCUUAAGCUUUUACUGUCUGCUUAUUUCUUUUGUCUACUCCGGGAAUUCAGUACAACUCUCCAAAUUUAAAAAGAAUUCCCUUGAAAAGUUUGAUAUAGAAAAAGUUUCAUCAUAUAUAUCAAAAUCUAUAAAAAAAUUGGAAGAAACUCAAUUAAAUAGCAAGGAAAUACAGCUUACUCUAAAUAGCUUACCAAAAAAAUCUCCUGAAUACGGUUUACAUGAAAAACUAGAAUUGCUGCUGGCUAAAUUCGAAAAAACUUUUAAUAAUUUUAAGAGUAAUCUUUCUGCAUCUGCGAAUAUUACUCAAAACUAUUAUGAAAAAUAUUCUUCAGUUCGAAUAUCUCCUAGAAUAAAUUACUGCUGCAAUUUAAAAGCAAACAUUCUCGAAGAUAAUGAUAUUUAUACAAUUCCAAUCUCCUUCGCCAAUACAUGUGACCUUUAUACAGUGGAUUUGUCUAAAGCCAUACCUAAUCCAGGUCGGAAUUUAACUUCCGUAUUCCGGCAAAAUUCAUUGCAUUUUCCCAAUGGUACAAUUAGAUGGCAAUACUUUAUUGGUGCCAAUGGGGUACAAAAUGAAUAUCCCAGCUUUAAUCCAGAAUCUAGAGCAAUUUGUCGCUCGGACGAACAAAGACAUAUCAGGGAAUACAUGUCUUCAACUAUUACCUCGAAAAAUAUCGUCGUAAUUGUCAUCGACUCUGGUUCAAUGACUGAAAAACAGUUUGAAUUGGGUAAAUCAGCCGUAAAGUAUUUUAUACAAGUCUUAGGAAGAGGCGAUUUGAUAUCUGUUUUUAAUAUAUCGGAUAGAGUAGAUUUCGUAAACACAAGAAACAGCUCAGAUUUAUACGGUCUCAGUGAAAAUUACAGAAAUUAUCUUCUAGAUUCAAUUAAUAAACUUCAGCUAACAAACAGACAUUCAAAUCAUACUCUUGGUCUCGAAACUGCUUUUAAUGUUAUUAAGAAUGCUAUGGACUCGAAAGAUCUACCUCUAAGCGAAUAUAACCUAAAGAUAAUCUAUUUAAGUUCUGGAACUGUUAACGGUAAUAAAGAAGAAACGGUGCGUGUAGUUAAAGAAAAGAACUCUCAGUUGAAUUUCACAGUCGUUAUCAACACUUACGUAUUGGCACAUGAAAACAAAGUUAUCACUUUCGAGCAUAAAUUCAUGAAAGAGAUUGCUGGACAGACUGGUCACAGUAAGAUAAUUAAGAACGCAAAUGAAGUCAAGCAUACUUUUGAUGAAUUAAAAGCAAUAGACUUUCGAGAAGAAUAUGUUUUACAUUGGCCAAAAUAUGAUAAAUACUCGAAAGGAGUAAUUAUCGCCCUAUCCAAAAAUGUUAAUGUAGACACAAGUAGUUUAGGAGUUGUUGGCAUGGAUAUUGAUUUUGCUGCUCUUUUUGAAGAUUUUUUCAGUUUUCAGUCUGAUCUUACUUAUGCAUUUUUAAUGAAUUUAAAAGGCGAAACGAUAAUUCAUCCAAAACUGGGGAAACCUUCGGAAUUACAGCGCCCUACUGUUGUAGUUAAAAUAGAUGAAUUGGAAGAAUCUAGCCAGUUUCCCAAAACUCUCAAAGCAAUUUUAAGGAGUGAAAUGGGAUCUAAAAGCUUUGAAGAAGUAGAAAGAACUAACUCUAAAGACAAAAUUUACAAAGUGAAAUAUGUUUGGAAAAAAUUAUCGAUUCGUAUAGAACGAUCUCCGUUAAUUCUUGUCUUGAAGAGUCGUACAAAUACGAAAUAUGAACCGAAAAUAUUCGAUUCCAGCCAAUUCGAUUCCAAUCAAAUUUCUCGUAUACGCUAUUAUCGUCUGGAUAGUACUACAUCAGUCCCGAAAUGUUACAACUUCAAACAGUUGGCUACGAAUGUUACAUCAACACUUUUUCUGGCCCCAAAAGCAUUUGUCAAGUCUUAUAAACACUUAAAAUACGAAGAAGCCGACGAAAAGAUUGCUUCCCUCUUGUUAUUUUUGAAUCAAAAGCCAAAAAUGAAUCUCCAAUCUAAAAGUCUUCAUAAGGAAAUUAGAGGUUUCGCAAAAGCUUUGUCAACCAUUGGUGAGAUUUUUUCAAAAUCCUUAAAAAGGGGUUGGAAUAAACGAGUUGUUAGGAAGAUGAUUGCCGCCUCUAACGGAGUAAUGUUUACUUUUCCUGGUACUUUAAUUGAUAAGAGCUUUGAUCCAACUCAAAGUCAAUGGUUUAGAGGUGCCAUCAAACAAGAUGGCGGAUUAUCUUUUACAUCUCCUUACUUAGACGUUGGUGGGGCUGGCUAUAUAAUAACGCUAAGCCGUGCUCUUUCCAGUUCCAUAUAUAGAAAAGAUGUUGUCUCGGCUAUGGAUCUAACCGCUGAUCACUUAUACAACAUUUUGCUAAAAGGAUAUUCAACUUGCCAUAAGAGUGAUUAUCGAUGCUUCUUAGUAAAUUCUGAAGGCUAUAUUGUUGCACAUCGAAAUUUGGUUAUGGGUGGCGAUAAAAUUUUAGGAGAGAACAUUCAUAUAAAUCAUAAAGAAACUCAUAUUGCAAGACAUUUAUUAUAUAAAUUACAUAUUCUACAAAAAAGAAUAUGUAAUGAUUACAUUCAUCAAACAGUACAAUAUUCCUAUGCUUUCAAUGAAAGUUUAAACAAAACAUUCUACGGAAGUAAUGGUUGUAUGGAAUAUAAGAUAACGCCAGUCAAAGACACAAAUUUGUUCUUGAUAGUAUCGAAGACAGAUAAGUCAUGUCAAGCCCAAGCAUUCUGCUAUUGCAAUCAAAGGAAACAGGAAAGAAAAUGUAUAACAUGUUUUCAGGAAAAUAUGAGUGUUGGGGACGAAUGCAAAUGUCCUUGUGAAUGUCCUUUAAAAAUGGAUUAUCGGACCAAUCAAGUCAUUAAAAGCUUCCGUAAUUAUCCAUCUUGCGAGGCUCCUUAUAGUAUUCAAAAAUCAAUUGAUGCCAAGAAAUUUGGUAAACUUCGUCCGUGCAUUAGGGUGAAUUGUGGUGAUUUUAAAAAGGAAAUUGAUUGUAUGGGUAUUAUGGAUUGCGUUUGGUGUAAUCGUCAAAAAGAUGGAAAAUCUCUUACAAAUCCGUAUUGUACUAGGCAACAAGUUUGCUUUGCUGGUAUUCUUGGCGGAGAUACUCCUUAUCAUAAUAAUGUUGAUACGGAUUAUACUACAAUAAAGCCUAUUGAAACUACUCCGAUAGGACCUAUUGCUGGAGGUAUAAUGGGAUUAUUGUUGGCAUUUGCUCUUAUUGUAUAUUGUGUUAGGCAUCAAUCUAAUCGUCAUGAAAUGCAAUAUAUCAGCACCUGUUCAGACCCGCAACAAUCCUUACGAAUGUCUCAUAUUGAACAAGAUUUAGAUGACCUUGAAGAUUCCGGUAACCAUUACUCAGCUCAUACAAAUACAAUGCUCAUCAUUGAUGAAGGAGGCACAGCAGCAAAUAUAUCACCAUAUAAAAUGAAUCCUAAUUACAAAAGACCUAAUAAUCAAAGUCAGAAUAGCGAUCACGGUUAUAGCACAAUGACACCUCUAUCUCACGAUGAUGCUGCUAGUUUUACAAAUGCUAGUACAAGAAAUGAUGUCAUAUCGAGAAGAUCAAGAAGACCUCCUCCAAAAUUUUCAGGAUCUAAAGCGGGCUGUAUACCUCCACCUCCGCGAAGGAAAGAUUCAGCCGAUAAGGCAAAGGCAGAUGAAUAUACGAGGCUGAGUGCUAAUUCCUUAGUUACUCAAGCUACUGUUCAUAAUUCUGGUUGUGUGGCAUGA
This is a messenger RNA of Dimorphilus gyrociliatus, 3899 nucleotides long. The record is from the annotation of a GenBank genome assembly. Lineage: Eukaryota; Metazoa; Annelida; Polychaeta; Dinophilidae.